AUGGAGUACCUUCACCAAAACGGCAUCGUACACAGGGACCUGAAGCUUGAGAACAUUUUGUUUGAUUCACAAAACAAGGUGAAACUGGCUGACUUUGGCAUGGCCGCCUCCUUCAGUGGAGGAUUAGGCCCUUCGAAGAAUUCUUCAAGGAGAAACCAAAAUUGUGCCACUGAAAUCCCUCAAAUUGUUGAAAUAAGCAUUGAAAAGGAUAAUGAUUCUUGUGUUACCCCAGGAACAAGACUUGCACGAAGAGAUUCCUACUCUCGACCCGCUCCAUGGGGUGGAAAGAAAAAACAUUCCUGUUCUACAGAGACCCAAAGUUCAUUGGGUACUGAUAAAAAGUUUGGUAGAACUCGAAGUGGACUUCAAAGGAGAGACAGGCGCUAUGGUGUAAGCCCCCUACGUGAGGACAGUACUGUCGGAAGUCGCUGUCUCAGACAGAGGGUGCCGGAUACUGUGGGCUUGUGUUUUCCCAUGAGAACUUAUGACAAGCAGUCAAAGCCUCUCUUUUCCAACAGAAGAAAAACACAUCUUUCUGAAUUAAUGCUUGAGAAAUGCCCUUUUCCUGCGGGCUCAGAUUUAGCCCCAAAAUGGCACUUGAUUAAACAGCAUACAGCUCCUGUGAGCCCACAUCCAACAUUUUUUGAUACUUUUGAUCCGUCUUUGGUAUCUACAGAAGAUGAGGAAGAUAGGCUUAGUAUUGAAGAAGGGGUUGAUCCCCCUCCCAAUGCGCAAAUACAGACAUUUGAAGCUACUGCACAGGUUAAUCCAUUAUACAAACUGGGACCAAAGUUAGCUCCCGGAAUGACUGACCUAAGCGGGGACAGUCCUGCACUUCCACAAGCUAACUGUGACUCGGAAGAGGAUACAGCCACCCUGUGUUUGCAGUCAGGGAGGCAGAAGCAGCGUCAGCUGUCUGGAGACAGCCGUGCCCAUGUUAGCAGUCAGGGAGCUUGGAAAGUCCACACACAGAUUGAUUACGUACACCGCCUCGUGCCAGAUUUGCUUCAGAUUAUAGGGAAUCCCUGUUACUGGGGAGUGACGGACCCUUACGAAGCAGAAGCCCUUCUCGAAGGGAAGCCUGAAGGCACACUUUUGCUCAGGGACUCUGCGUGGAAUGUUGAGGUUUGUUGUGGCCGUGGAAUCUACGGCGACUGGCCAGAGCCCUGUGGUGGCUGUAGAUCUGUGGAGCUGUCCUCUGGGCUGACCCAAGAGAAGCUGGACUCAGUGGUGAUGGAGCCACUGCCCCUGGACCUGAGUCUGCGACUCACUUUCCAUAGUCUCCAGUGGGAGACACUGGUGGAUCCACCUCUUAUCAUCUUCUUGGUGGGUCUCAUUGUUUUAUUCCGACUUGCUCAAUCUAUUAGAAGCCAACUUUAUGCAAGGCGUGAAAAGCAGCUUGCAGAAGCACUGGCUACACAACUUAAGGAGAAAUGCCUGCUCAUUGACGAGGUCUACAGUGCUGGGAAGGAGUGUACUGAGACUGAAGCAUCUCUAGAGAAGAUCAGGCUAGAGACUGCGUCUUUAAAUAUACCCAGCCUCGUGGACACUUAUAGAAAGAUGGAUGCCUAG
This is a messenger RNA of Otolemur garnettii (small-eared galago), 1572 nucleotides long. Its product is annotated as suppressor of cytokine signaling 5-like. The record is from RefSeq and is a predicted model, not a curated record. Gene Ontology annotation, cellular component: phosphatidylinositol 3-kinase complex. Gene Ontology annotation, molecular function: protein kinase activity; ATP binding; 1-phosphatidylinositol-3-kinase regulator activity. Gene Ontology annotation, biological process: phosphatidylinositol phosphate biosynthetic process; protein phosphorylation. NCBI's taxonomy places the organism in Eukaryota, Metazoa, Chordata, Mammalia, Primates, Galagidae.